Molecule: messenger RNA, 1935 nt
Organism: Plasmodium relictum
Lineage: Eukaryota; Apicomplexa; Aconoidasida; Haemosporida; Plasmodiidae
Product: conserved Plasmodium protein, unknown function
Exons: 17
Coding region: 1-1935 (644 amino acids)
Source: RefSeq, a predicted model, not a curated record
AUGAAAGAAACUGUUGAGAAAAGCAUAGAUUGUAUAAAAGAAUUUAUCCAAACAUUCUGUUUUGCAAAAAAUGUGGAAAUAACCAUUGAUCAAUCAAAUUUAAAAGAAACUAAUAAAAAAUAUAAGGAAAAUAACUUAAAUAUAAUUAAUUUAUAUUCAUCUUAUUCUAUAUGGUUAUGUAUGAAUGAAAUAUAUCCGUCGUGGUUUGAUAUAUCCAUUCACCCUGCACAAUUUGAUACUGAAUUAGAUUCUUAUGAGUGUUUGCUGAAAUACAUAAAUGAAUAUCACGAAAACAAAUAUGAAAAGAUAAUAAAAAAAAUAAUGGGCAAUUUAUCAAACUUGACAACUCAUGAAUUUAUAGAUAUAUACAGCUUAGUCAUACUAGCCGCUCUUGUUUCAGAUGACAAACAAAAACAUAUAAAUAACAUUUUAUCUGUUAGCCAUGAAACACAAAAAUAUAUACAUCAUAUUGUGGAACUUUUAGAUAAAGAAGAAAAUUUAAACGAGGAAAAUUUAUCUAGCCCAUAUAAUUCUAAAGAUAACAAAGAAGAGCAUGAAAAUAUGAAAAAUGAAAUAAAACAACUAAAAGAAAAAGUAAAAUUUCUUGAAAUGGAAAAUGAAAAUAUAAACCAUUCUUUAAUAGAAAAAGAUAACACAAUUAAAGAUAACAAAGAGAAAAUGAAUAAUUUACAAAAGCAAAUUAAUGCGGCUAAUGAAAAAUCCAAAAUGCAGUAUAUUACACAAAUAGAGGAACAAGAAAAAAAAAUUAACGAACUACAAAGUAAUUUAGAAAAAGAAAUUAAGGAAAAAUUACACUUAGAGAAUGAUUUAAAUAAUAGAAUAAAAGAAUUAGAGGAUGAACAAAAUAUACUAAAACAAGAAAAUUCGAAUAUUGAUAACUUACAAAAUAAAAUAAAUAAAUAUAAAGAAAAAUUAGAAAAUUUGAUGACUGUUCAAAAUAUAAAUAAAGAAUUAGAAGAUAGACUUAAAAACAAUACACAAAAAAUGGUUGAUAUGGAAAAUGAAAUGGAAAAAUUAAAACUAGAGUCAAAUAAUAUAAAAAUAUAUAAAGAUAAAUGUGCUGAUUUGGAUGCAAAUUUAAUAAAUUUAAGGAAAGAAAAUGAAAAAUUGAAACAAGACAUAUCAGAAAAAAAUAAAACCUUAGAAAAAUUAAAAAGAGACUUAGAUGCAAAAACACAGUCAUAUGAUAUGUUGAAGAAAGAAAAAAAUUUUGAUAACUUUAAUAUAGGGCUAUGUAAUGUAGAUCAAGCUGAAGAAUUAAUAAGAAUCAAAAAAGAAAAUGAAAAUUUAAAAAAGCAAUUAGGAUUAGAUGCAAAUAAGGAACUAAAUAAAUUAAGCAAACUUGAAAAUGAAAUUGAUGACUUAAAAAGAAUAAAUAAAAAAUUAGAACUUAAAAUAUCAGAAAAUAUAGAUAACGAAAGUAUAAAUAAUGAUCCAUCUUUACAAGAAAAAUAUGAGAAAUCCCUAGAAGAAAUAGAAGAUAAGCAAAAAGAAAUUAAAGAGCUGACUGAGGCUAACCAAAAGAUAAUGAUGCAGAUGGCUAAUAUACAAGGAAGUUCAGAUUCUACUUUAAAAGAAAAAAUAAUUAAAUUAGAAGCUGAGAUACUAAUGGAAAAGAAAAAUUGUAAAGAAACUGAAGAAACAACAAAAAAUAAAUUAAGCAAAGAAUUUAAUGCUGUAUUACAAAUUUUAAAAGAGCAACUACAAAUUAGAGAGAAGGAAACGGAAUAUUAUAAGAAUGCACUAAAAACACAAAUAGACAUUACAAAAGACGAACAAAAAUUAUUAAGUGGAAUUAUUCACAGUUUAGGUCUAAAAUAUAAACAAUUGCAAACUUAUAAUCUUUGCUUAAGAAAUGAAAUUACUGGAAUAAAAUUAAGAACCCAAACAUACCAAGAAGCUGAGAAAAAAUAA